Molecule: messenger RNA, 363 nt
Organism: Strongylus vulgaris
Lineage: Eukaryota; Metazoa; Nematoda; Chromadorea; Rhabditida; Strongylidae
Source: the annotation of a GenBank genome assembly
AUGGUUUUCGAUGCUAGCUUGGGCUACGAUCCAGACGAGUGGGAAGAAUGCCCUGUCAAGGAGCACUUUAUGGUAUUCUCGUUCUUCACACGUCUCUUGCUCAGUUCGGCUGCUAUCGCGUUUGUUGUUUUAUUCUUUCACUUGAUAGAAAAUAACAAGACGAAGGAGGAGAAGAAAGAGAAAAAGAAUGAUCCUGGUCGAGAUAACGUUGACAAUGUGGAACAUCCAUACCAAAAGUUGAAAAAGGUUCCCGUCAUUAAUAAAAAAUCAAUUUCUCGAAAGUUGAAUAUGAUUUCAGUUCGCAAAAAUAGAAGCAGAAGAAAUAGCGGAAGUCGAGCACCACGUGAGACGCAGCGCCGAUGA